Molecule: messenger RNA, 1827 nt
Organism: Chondrus crispus (carragheen)
Lineage: Eukaryota; Rhodophyta; Florideophyceae; Gigartinales; Gigartinaceae
Exons: 2
Coding region: 1-1503 (500 amino acids)
Molecular function (GO): protein binding
Source: RefSeq, a predicted model, not a curated record
AUGACGUUGGCCGGUAAUCCCUAUCACGAAUCUCACCCCACUGCAAUUAUAGACCGCACCAACGAGGCUCGUGCUGAAGCUGGCAACGAAACCAACUCGGACCCACCUGCUGACCCCACUCUCACGAACCUGCCCCUCGCCCCCGUCGCAUCCAACCGCCGUCAUCCGAGCCGGUCGUCCCUCCCUACACCAGUCCCCGACCCUUUCCCUACGACUGGUUUUACCGCCAUUCGCCCACGCCCCGAGGGUCUUUCCGGCCUUCCAUCAGAUUUAGCCCCGCUUGCGGCUCCCGCGCCCGAGGCCAUCGCCUCGCACUUCUCCCAGCCAAGUGCCUCAUUUUCGCUUACCCCGCGCCUCAAUUCUAGGAAGAGGCCCGCCUCCCUCAUGAUGGAUCUUGACAAGCCUGGAAGACCUUCUCAGAUCGCUCCCGAUCGCGAAAUUCAAAUGAACCGCCCCAACCAUCGCAUCCCGCGUCAACCCGUCCAUCCCCUCCGCCAUGACGAUGAAUUGUCAACCGCUCAACGUCUCUGUGACGUCACACUCGAUUCUCCGAGUAGUCCAGGUGGUGGAUACAAGAGGAUGAGAUCUAGUGCUGAUUCAGAUGCAGGAAGUUCUAGUUGCAAGGACAUGGACGAUCCUGAAAUCAUGGCUCCAGAUUCCGUUCCUGCUCUUGUCAUGCAACUGCGACAGUUGCUGGACUACAUUGCGAGCAAGCCGUCCCUCCAACAUGGCUCAGCUAGUUUUGUUCGUGACUAUCUACGAACAAUGGUAUUGUCAAACUCAUAUGCAGCCGAGAAGGCCAUACAGGAAUCCAACAAGGAGCACAAGUUGGAAGUUUAUGCGGGUCGUCGAAAACCAAGCGAAUGCUUCAAGUUCAUCCCAGAUGAGUUGGCAAAACAUAUUUUCGGCUUUCUGGAAGGUAAGCACCUUGCUCGUGCACGCGAAGUAUGUCACCGUUGGAAUGACUUUGCCUGUGAGGAGCCUUUGUGGAAGUCGCUCUGCUUGAAGAAGUGGAAAGCAUUGGAAUCAGACAAGGAUCUUUGGAAGCUUGUCGAUAAGGAUGUAGACCCAGAAGGUCCUAACUGCUGGCGCAAAAUAUUUCCUAAGGUGAGCAAUACAUCCCAGUGGCGAUGCCGGUUACAAAAGACUGGGCGCUUUAUCUGCAACUUGGUAGCCCAUCAGAUUUCCGGAACGCCAUUGCUUGGAGGACUACCGGAGGUAUUGGUGGUUGAGCGACGGUUCAACAUUCUGCAUCUGCAGACGUUCGUGCGGCCGGAUGCCUCGAUUCUGUACUUCGAACCGGAGCUUGCCAGCGAUAGGACCGGGUUUGAUGAUUUCAUUGAUUACUUGAACAAGCGAACCCGAGCGGGCUUAGCCCUAGAAGGCCAACUACGGUUUAUCUUUAUCCCACCUUGUGAUUAUACACGUACUCAAGUUGAGUACCCGGGCCAAAGUCUAUUGGGAGUUGUACAGCAUGCUUACCCGCUUGUUCCUGAGUUGUGAGUAACAAAAUGUUAAGGGAUACCGUUGUUCGUCAUGGUAGGGAGACGUAGUGUAGUUUUGAAGGCGAUUUAUCGAGGAGUGUUGGAAACCUGGUCAAAACUAAAAAGAGCGAGUAGUCGUUUAACAGAUACACGCGCGUUGCGUUUCUUUCAAAUGAAAUUGCAACUUGGAGCUAACUGACGAGCAAGAGCUGUGAGUUCUUAUGUCUGCUAUCGGCGGUAUCGGCGACCACUGAUAUGGGCAAGCUACACGCUGUUCGAGAGCGAUACAAUUGCGAGCGGAGAAGCGCGGUAAAGGUUAUUGUUGAAGAUUACUUCUCUAAGA